AUGAAAGCAAGGUGGCUUUUCUCUCUCUUUUGUUUGCUCUCAGUGCCCAGUGUCACAGGCCAGACUGCAGAUGUCAUUACCCAGAUAGAAGUGGUCCAUGGUCUGCCAGGUACUGACAUGACCCUGGUGUUAUGUUUGUUCCCAAAACCGCACAGCACCCACAUCAUACAGACACAGUGGUCCGAGACUGACAGCAGCCCCUCUACCAAAGCUGUAUAUCACCCCAUCUAUGGCACCCAUUACUUUGGGUUUUCUGAGGCUCCUUACAACUUUUCAGUGUCCUUCAGCACAAGGAUGUGCUGCAGUGGGGACAACACAGGGUCCUUGUGUUCCACCAAUCCAAAUGUCACAUCUGAAUGCAAUUGGUGGAUGCUGCAUCUGGAAAAUAUUACUGUGUCACUUACUGGGCAAUACAAAUGCACUUUUGCUACUUAUCCAUAUGGGACAAAGGCCACAAAAAUUCAACUUGCUGUCAAGGCAGAAGCUUACCCUGAGAUCUUCAUCAGCCAUCACCUCACAGAAGCUGUCGUGAGGAAGGCAUCUCCUAAGCCAAGCCCCCUGUGGUACAUGGACAGAGUGAGCCUGACAGAGCAGCCUGCAGAAAUUUCUGUGGUACAAGAAGACUUGCAAGACAGUGAAGGUUUCUAUGCAUUGAGAUUAACACUGAUGCUGCAAGGGACCCAUAAGACACAUAAAAAAUUCUUAUGUGUGUGUCUGUUUCCCUUCCCGGAAAAUGAAACACAGAAUAUUUCAUCUGAAGAAAUAUUUGUUUCCUUCGACAAUAAGUCUAAUGAAGCCUCAGCUGAAGUUUUUACUACCACGGUUUCAGAUGACUUCGGUAAUUCAACACUUACAUCAGCUGUCAUGACAGCCUCAGAGCACCAGUCGACAUCUGUGGCCUCUCUGGAUUUCACAAGUUCAGAAAAUUUGACUCCUGCUUCCACAACACAAGGUGACAGGAGGAACACCAAAGCCAGUCACUUCCUCUGGCCAACAGUCGUGGCUGUCCUGCUCCUCUUCUGCAGCGCUCUGGUACCUUUAGGCGUCAGGAAAUGGUGUCAGUACCAGGCAGAGAUUAUGAUGAACAGACCUCCAUCUUUCAAGCCACUGCCACCUCCAAUAAAGUACACCUCCAUGGCAGAGUGUGAUGGGACUCCCCUAUCCUGCCACAAACUGGAAAGCCUGUAA
This is a messenger RNA of Onychostruthus taczanowskii (white-rumped snowfinch), 1188 nucleotides long. RefSeq names its product CD96 molecule (gene CD96). Gene Ontology annotation, biological process: cell-matrix adhesion; inflammatory response. The record is from RefSeq and is a predicted model, not a curated record. NCBI's taxonomy places the organism in Eukaryota, Metazoa, Chordata, Aves, Passeriformes, Passeridae.